This is a messenger RNA of Echinostoma caproni, 270 nucleotides long. Lineage: Eukaryota; Metazoa; Platyhelminthes; Trematoda; Plagiorchiida; Echinostomatidae. The record is from the annotation of a GenBank genome assembly.
AUGUCAGACCAAAUGGAAAUGUUCAUGCAAAUGCUUCACACACAAAACAAGCUCAUCGAAGCGUUGGCCAAAAAGAUGGAACAAUCUUCAUCGCUUCAAUCGAUAAAUGCAGGUUUAACCAGUGACAACCUCGCCAAUGCGAUUGCAGAAUUCACAUAUGACGCCGAUGAAGAAUUGACGUUCGAAUCUUGGUACGCAAGAUUCGGGGAUAUAUUCACCGUUGAUUGUGCUCUGUGGGAAGACACCGACAAAGUAAGACUGCUCAAUUGA